AUGCUUCCCAAAAGGCAACAGCACGAUGCCGAGGAAACAAUAAGGAAGUCACAGCCACUAGCGGUUUUCCGGCCAUGGUCAUGGUUUCCAGACUAUGCUGAAGAGCCCAAGAAGGAGGUGCAACAAAUAACGACCGAUCCCGAUCCUGUUCGCAGAUGGAUAAAAGGCGUUGUGAUCUGUUCAUGGAUCAUUGGGGGUGUCCUCGCCUUGAACAUCAUCCUCACCGUCAUCGCUGCUGGUCUGGCAUAUUCGGGGAAUAGUGGGCAAAUCUUCUCAUUUGCUUCACUCUAUAUGGGAAAGUGCUCUACUUCCAAGAAUUGGACCACUGGCUUGCACCUCCUGAUCAAUAUUCUCAGCACUGCCCUUCUGGGGGCGAGCAACUACUGCAUGCAGUUCCUUGCAGCCCCCUCACGAGAACAGGUGGAUAAAGCGCAUAGUCAAAAGACAUGGGUUCGAAUCGGCGUCCCGAAUAUCAUAGACCUUAUUCGUUACCAAACAGGCAGGCGACGCCUUCUAGGAUCGGUCCUCCUGAUCACCUCAUUGCCUAUUCAUUUGAUUUACAAUUCUGCCGUUUACUUCUCCAUUGGGCCAAUGGAAUAUUCAGUCGUUGCAGCACAGGAUAGGCUUAUUCAGGAACAUGGCAAUACCACGGAAUUUGAACAAUGCUUCACAGAAAAUGUCGGAAUGGAAUUGGCAUCUUUCAAUUCUGCGAUCCGUGAUGGGAGUUUCAACGCUCUCUCCAAGCAAGAAUGUGUUGAUAUUUUUGCUCAAGACUAUGCAUCCGGGUAUGGAAUAGUUGUUCUGAUAACCAAAGACUCGAUUCCUCAAAACGAGUCCGUGGCCUUGAUAGGAACUGGAAACAGUCAAAACUUUGAGGGUGGUAAUUCUCAAUUUAGCUGGCUGUGUGACGAACAAUACCCCUGCACCAAGAGUAUAGCCGAAGAAAACACCCAUAACUGGACCGUUCGCGCAUUAACGUGGUCACGUCCCACCAUUCGUCUGUCGGUGCCUAUCCCAGGCGGAAUUUAUGAGAGUGGAGGAUGGUUAGAUGUUGGACAUUACGGCAUUCCCGAAACCGAGGACUACAACCAUCUUGAUGAUAUUCUCGACAAAUAUCCUUCCCUGGAGGAGCUGCAAGUUGAGCUAGAUAAUCCUUCCGGCUGGGUUAACAGUUCAUUCCCGGGUAGUGUUACAGUACGCAAAGGUGAACCUGAGUGCACGUACCCGAGAGUCUACGGUAAACAGACUUUGCGAUCAUAUUCAAUCGAUCACUGUAUGACGCUGCCAAUUAGGGAGACUUGUCAAUUAUUCUUCAGCCCACCGAUCUGCCUGAUUGUAAUCGGCUGCAAUAUAGUCAAGCUCAUCUGUGCGCUGUUAGCGGCGCGCGAGAACAGAAAAGAUAUUUUCCUCACUACUGGAGACGCGAUCGCAUCUUUCCUUGCCAAACCGGACCCAGCCACCGAGGGAGCCUGUCUGCUGUCCGGGUCUCUAAUUAAGAAGAGAACACAAGGAUGGCGAAAAUACAAGGGCCGUGAACGCAAAUAUUUGGAUCUGGAGGAAAUCAAACAAGAGACUCCGCUUCGUUUACCUCCAAGAAAACGAUGGUUUCAAGCUGCGAGUAUAUCCCGCUGGGUGUAUACGAUUCUCCUAUUCGUGUGUAUGCUGAUACCAUCCGUCAUCGUUCUUCGCCUGGGGAUUCUCAAUUACAACAAAGCCUCAAAAUCGAACAACCUAUGGGACUCUGGCCUGGGGGAUGCAAGCACAGGGACUACCCUAGCGGGCCUGAGUAUUCCCGGUACCGCAAGUGGGAUAUUUUCCAUGAUCUUCCUAGCCAACGUACCACAGAUACUUGUCUCACUAACCUACUUCUUCUACAAUGGCCUGCUUACCUGCAUGCUCAGCGCGGUCGAGUACGACAACUACGCCACUGAUCAAAAACCCCUUCGCGUAUCCUGGCCCCGCGGCGCCCAGCGUUCGACAUACUACCUCAGCCUUCCAUACCGAUACAGUGUCCCGCUGCUGGUAGUCUCGGCUGUUCUCCACUGGCUCGUAUCCCAAAGCUUUUUCUUCGUCCAGGUAAUCCCAUUCAAUCGGCACGGAGUACCUCAAAGAAGCUCCCCAGAUGUCCUCGUUACUUGCGGCUAUUCACCCGUUGCCAUAAUCUUCGGAAUAAUCGUUGGUGGCUUGCUGCCCAUCGUCGCUGUACUUCUGGGCUUGCGUCGCUUCAGAUCGCACAUGCCGCUGACUGGACAGUGUAGUGCAGCAAUAAGCGCUGCAUGUCACCCCAUGACUACGGCGGUUGACCAUGCGCUGAAACCAGUGCAAUGGGGUGAGGCUCCAGAUAAUGUCUUGUCGCAUAGCAUGUUUUCGAACACAAUAACGACGGAUAUUGAAUGUGACACUCGACCGAGAGUUGAGAGUGAUGAGCAACGGCCGUCUUUGGCUGCUGAGCUGGAUAGGAACGAUUCCAGGGCAGUUGGUUUCCUGCAUUGCUCAUUUACCUCGGAGGAUGUUAGUGAGCCGAGCACAUCACGUCUCUAUCUCUAG
Penicillium hordei is the source of this 2547-nucleotide messenger RNA. RefSeq lists its product as uncharacterized. Bases 1 to 2547 code for a protein of 848 amino acids. The record is from RefSeq and is a predicted model, not a curated record. The transcript is spliced from 3 exons. Lineage: Eukaryota; Fungi; Ascomycota; Eurotiomycetes; Eurotiales; Aspergillaceae.